Messenger RNA from Struthio camelus australis, 546 nucleotides. Lineage: Eukaryota; Metazoa; Chordata; Aves; Struthioniformes; Struthionidae. The record is from RefSeq and is a predicted model, not a curated record.
GAACAAACCGCUGUCCUUGGGGCUCCGUGUGCAGGCCCUUCUCCCGAGUCUUCCCCCGCCCAGCAGACCUGUGUGAGAAGAUCUGGUCCAACUCCUACAAAUACACCACCGAGCGCCGGGGCAGUGGGCGCUGCAUCCAGAUGUGGUUUGACCCUGCCCAGGGAAACCCCAACGUGCUUGUGGCAAAAUACUAUGCUUGGAAGAGGAGAGCGUCUCCUGCUUGGAGGACGAACGCGACUCCCGCCGAGCCUGGCAAAGCGGCACGGGCUCUGCCGUGGCCUGCCCUGCUCCUGCUGCCUCUUGCCCUCGUGAUGCUCCCCUAGGCACCUGGGAGCUCUUGGUGCUGUGCAUGGUGGGCGAUCCCUCUGACAGCUCUCCCAAGGGCCUUCACUGUGGCCAUGCUGAAGGAAGGGGCUGCGCAAGCUGCCCUCCAGAGGAGCUGGCAUGGCUAACGCUUGGGUCUGUCUGAACUGCUCGUGCAUGCCAGUAACUGCUUGACAUGCAUGUUGUUGGACCUUGGUCCCUGCCUCUGCUCAGAGUUACUGG